GAUAAGAAAAAAAAGAAGAGCAAAACGCAGCGUCUCGAGUGACAUAGGUUUUCUUGAACUCGUGGAGUGUGGCUGAUUUGGUUCGGAGACACCUCUGACGAGCGAGAAGAGCCAAAAUCAGACAAGCAUAUCAAGAUCAUGACGGACUAUAUACAAGAGCAGGAGAUGGAAAUUGAAGCGUUGGAAGCAAUACUUAUGGAUGAUUUCAAAGAAAUUCACUCGGGUGAGAGUGGGUUAAACACUUCCAAGAGGUGUUUUCAAAUAAAAGUAACUCCAGUGGAUGAUGAGGCAGAUGAAGUAACAACUGCUCCAGUUCAGCUGGCUUUGAUUUUCUCACACCAAGAAAGAUAUCCAGAUGAGCCUCCGCUUUUGAAUUUGAACAGUUUACGUGGUAUACAAGGAGAACAUCUUAGAAUUUUGAAAGAAAAGCUUCAACAAGAGGCAUCUGAAAAUCUUGGUAUGGCUAUGAUCUACACACUAGUUACAUCAGCUAAAGAAUGGCUUUCUGAGCAAUAUUGUCAAGACACUAGUAUUGAGGAUGCUGAAGCAGAAGAAGCAGCAAAGGAUGAUGUAAUUGUACCACACGGAGAACCUGUUACUGUUGAAACAUUUCUGGCAUGGAGAGAGAUGUUUGAAGCAGAAUUGGCACUUGAGCGAGCCAAGUUAAUGCCUGAGGCUGCGCUUUCAGCACCCAAGGAAAAGAGGCUCACAGGUAGACAGUGGUUUGAAAGUGGAAGACAUGCUGUGAAAGGAGCAGCCCCAGCCACUGAAGGGUCUGAUGAAGAAGAUGUGGAAGACAUCGACUUCGACGAUGAUGAUUUUGAAGAUGAUGAAGACGAUAUGCUUGAACACUAUUUGGCUGAGAAAACCGACUCGUCAUCCCACUCUUCCAAGAGAGAGACUAACUAGAGCACUAUCCGACUAAGUAUGCGCCCGCAUUUGGCUUUGUCUUCAUAUGCAUUUUGCGCCUGGCUUUAGGCCUCAAGGACAGAGAUGUGGUUUUAUGACUACCAUUAUUUUUUGUAGAGAGCUGAGAGGAGUGGAUUUUGCAAAAAGGAAAAUAAUUGGAAAACUUGUCUUUUAGGUGUGAAUCAAUAUUUUUCAUAUUUAGUCUUGUAACAAGUAUCGAUGUUAGAUACAUACAAUAUUGUUAUCGUAUAUUUUUAUUGAAAAUUUUGAUCUUGA
This is a messenger RNA of Prunus dulcis (almond), 1185 nucleotides long. Its product is annotated as RWD domain-containing protein 1. Gene Ontology annotation, molecular function: protein binding. Gene Ontology annotation, biological process: cytoplasmic translation. Bases 139 to 909 code for a protein of 256 amino acids. The transcript is spliced from 11 exons. NCBI's taxonomy places the organism in Eukaryota, Viridiplantae, Streptophyta, Magnoliopsida, Rosales, Rosaceae. The record is from RefSeq and is a predicted model, not a curated record.